Messenger RNA from Sycon ciliatum, 1616 nucleotides. RefSeq lists its product as uncharacterized. NCBI's taxonomy places the organism in Eukaryota, Metazoa, Porifera, Calcarea, Leucosolenida, Sycettidae. The transcript is spliced from 3 exons. The record is from RefSeq and is a predicted model, not a curated record. The coding region runs from base 357 to 1079 and encodes 240 amino acids.
UGGUGCACUAUAGCCAUGACGAUGGCCGGUUUGAAGACUUUAUGUUUAUCUACUCUCUCCUCCUAUCUUUCAAUAAACGUGAUACAGAAACACUGUGAACAAAUUGUAAUCCAUAUCUACGGUCGCUGUGCGUUGCCCUGAACUACACCGCAGUAGCUUUGAUGGUGUAGAAUCUCCGAUAUUGUGUGUAUCUGACAGAACAUGGGUAUUGCGCCAGCGGAGAGCAGCUGCCGAACCCGCAAUAUUGCUGGAGCACUGCGCAUUUUUCCUAUGUUUUAAAGGAACAUGAAUGAUUUUACUUGAAUGUUUAUUGUCGUUAUUAGAAUGUAGGUUCAUCGUCAGGUUCUAUUGAAAACAUGAAUGGUAUAUAUGAGGACCCUCUUCCACCUACCGACUGCCAACGGGCCAUAUAUGAUGACCCUCUGCCUCCGACAGUUUCUCCAAUGGAGGAUUUCAAGACUUCCAUCCCUGAUUUGGAUGAGCAUUAUUCGACAUUGGGCUCUCAACCUCUUACAAGUAGCAAUUACGAUGUGCUCAAGAGAGAUCCGCUCACAAAGAAGCCCAUCAUCAACAUGAAGCGCAUUUCGUUGGGUACGGAAGACGACUUCAGCACCAGCGCGAUAGAGACUGAGUAUGACAAUGUGAUCAAGGUGCCCAUCCUGACUACAUCGGGCGACGCAACACAGGAAGCUGAUGCAAACCUCUAUGACAACAUCGGAAAGGCGGAUUGCAAACAGAUACCUGGUGCAAUGCAGACAUCCAUUGACAGAAGUGCACAUGACAAUGCAGUCGUCCUGAUUUCCGAUGAUAUCGAAUUCAGCAUUUCCGCAUGUGAUAAUGUUCAAAGCCUGUCACGCGAGGGUGUACAGAGUUUGUCUGAAAACACACAGCUUACAGAUCCUGAUCAGUCAUUUUCAGCAUAUGAUGAUGUCAUUGGGGAACUGCCCAAUGCAACUCAUGAAGGCUCAUCGUACAUUGUCCAUGACGAUGAGGCACCGCUGGAGACAGCAGAAGGCACGCACCUGGCGUCGGAAGACUCAGUUCAGGAUAAUACCCUGAAGGAAGAUGCUAUGGUUUAGAAUGCUGCUCAAAGCGAUUCAGGGAAUGGACAACGGACACCGGCAAUAACGAAAUACACCUUCCUAUUAUUUCAAGUACAGUAACAGAUAAACACGAAACAGCCUAGACGUUGCUUUCUCCGAUUCCAAUACAUCCAUGAUGGUCUCUCUCUGGACACUUGCAAGCCUCACAUGUGCUAACGAUACACAGAUGCAAUGUAAUUCUGAUACUUUUCUGCUGACUUAGUACAUUUUAAUACCUCUUUUGCCUGUAUUUGAAAUUGUUUCAUUAUCUUCGAAAAGAAGUUGGUUGGGUUUUUUUAGGAGGGUGUUUCAGCUGAAACUAUAGCAAUAACUAAAAGAGAUUUAUGAUAUUUGGACGAGCUGAGAAUUGAGGGAGAGAAGUGUGAACGGAGUGGGCUGGCCACCAGUCAAUGCCAUGUUAUUGAACACAGUGUACAUUUCAAAGUUCGUACUUCAGGUACAGUUUAACCCUCUCACUACACAAUCAUGCUUCAACAAUCUCAUCAUGCUGGACUCUUGUCGUCUCCGAGAAUA